AUGUCAACCGACGCCCAGGACGCUGCCAGAGACCUAGGAAUCCCCGUCACGGCCGUUGACGACCAAGCAAGGCUAGGAGUUCAAGGUCCAAGUCCAAGUCCACGCCGGUCGACUCCCCCGCGACAGAUGCGCGAUUGGCGAGCCUUUGGUUUGGCCAUGGCCAGCAGCCAGAUGCCAGAUGCCAGGCCUGCAGCGGGCGCUCCACACGCUGCAACUGCAACUGCACCCAACCGCGCCGUUCCCCAGGGGCAAAAGCACAGAAGAGAUACCAGCACCAGCACCAGCAGCACGCGUCGACACGGCCGGACACCGAGCUGGGUCGGGCCUUGGGGAGAGCGGCUGGCUCCUGGGAGGAAUCGUGCCGGCCCGGGCUGGCAGGCUGCGGAACCUGAUGGUGGCUGGCGGGCUGGCUCUACGAUCCUUCCGAAGUCUUUCACGCUCAAAUAA
Molecule: messenger RNA, 447 nt
Organism: Venustampulla echinocandica
Lineage: Eukaryota; Fungi; Ascomycota; Leotiomycetes; Helotiales; Pleuroascaceae
Exons: 2
Coding region: 1-447 (148 amino acids)
Source: RefSeq, a predicted model, not a curated record